CAAUUAUUAAUUAGAUGGCCUCUACGUUAUCCCCCAUGCACUACUACACCACCUCCCUCUUCUUCUCCCUUGCUAUUGUUUUCCUACUACUACUACUACUACUACCACCACCAUUUUCAUGCAACGCUCUCCCCAAAACACUCUUUGAUCCCUUCCCCAUGUUCCCCCACAACACCACCACCACCUACAUUGUCCACACCAGCAAUGUAUCCCGCCCCCCUGAGUUCCCUUCCCAAACCCACUGGUACAACUCCAUACUCCACUCCCUCGCCAACACCACCACCAAUUCCACCUCCAACACCUCCUCCGCCACCUCCGCCGCCGCGAUCGUCCCCCGCCGCAUCUUAUACACCUACCGCACCCUCCUCCACGGCUUCGCCGCCACGCUCUCCCCGCAGGACGCGCUGCGCGUGUCGCGGAUCCCCGGCGUGAUCGGCGUCUACGCGGACCGCGUCCUCCGCCUCCACACCACCCGGUCGCCGGAGUUCUUGGGCCUCCACACGGACUACGGCCUCUGGCCGGAGUCCAAAUUCGGGGAGGACGUCGUCGUCGGCCUCGUCGACACCGGCGUCUGGCCGGAGAGCUGCAGCUUCGACGACGCCGGGCUCCCCCCUGUCGACCGCUCCAAAUGGCGCGGCUUCUGCGAGAAUGGCACGCGGUUCGAUGCCGGCUUGUGCAACAACAAGCUCGUCGGCGCCCGGUUCUUCGCCGCGGGGAUUGAGGCGGCGUUUGAGGGCUUUGACCUCGAACUCCUGGGAGAAUUCCGGUCCCCGAGGGACCGCGCCGGGCACGGGACGCACACGUCGUCGACGGCGGCGGGAAGCCACGUCGCCGGCGCCAAUUUAUUCGGCUUCGCGCCAGGAACCGCCCGAGGGAUGGCACCGCGGGCGAAGGUGGCGAUGUACAAGGCCUGCUGGAGCCUGGGGUUCUGCUUCGCUUCCGACGUUGUCGCCGCUAUCGACGCUGCCGUCUACGACGGCGUUGACGUGCUGUCCCUCUCCCUCGGCGGCCUCAAUCGCCCCUACCACGACGACCCGAUGGCGAUCGCCACGUUCGCCGCCGUCCGCCGCGGCGUCUUCGUCGCGCUCUCCGCCGGCAACGGCGGCCCGGCCGAGCUCACCGUCUCGAACACGGAGCCGUGGGUGCUGACGGUCGGCGCCGGCUCAAUCGACCGCGAAUUCCCGGCCAACCUCACGCUCGGCGACGGCCAAGUGCUCGUCGGGGAGUCGCUCUACGACGAGCUGGCGCUGCACGCCGACAUGAUACCGCUGGUGUACCUCGGCUACUGCGGGAUACUACAUCUCGUUCCGGACGUGGUCAUGGGCAAGAUCGUGGUCUGCGACUACGCCGACGCGGCCGUCGGGUUUUACGUGCAAAACGCGGGCGGUGCCGGGCUGAUAUCUCUCACCUCGUCGCAGUGGGGGGAGGGGAUCAUCGUCAAGCCCUUCCCUCUCCCUGCGCUGACCAUCGGCUACUCCGAAGCGCUGAAGCUGCUGUCGUACAUAAAUUCCACCGCCGAGCCGGUCGCCAGGCUCGAAUUCCAGCUCCUGACGGUGAUCGGCGAGGCCCGAGCACCGAAGGUGGCGUCGUUCUCGUCGCGGGGCCCGAACCCCGUCGUGCCGGAGAUCCUGAAGCCGGACGUGAUCGGCCCGGGGUUGAACAUCUUGGCGGCGUGGCCGACGGAGACGCCGCUGACGCACGACGGCGAAGGGCUCGACCCCCGGCGGGUGGAAUUCAACAUAAUAUCCGGCACGUCGAUGUCGUGCCCGCACCUCGCCGGAAUCGCCGCGUUGCUCCGGCAGACCAACCCGCGGUGGUCGCCGGCGAUGAUCCGGUCGGCGAUCAUGACGACGGCGGCGACGCUCGACAACCGCCUCCGGCCGAUAGCGGCCUGCGAGAAUUCGAGCGCGGCGACGCCGCUGGCGAUCGGGGCGGGGCUGGUGCGGCCGCAGGCGGCGAGGGAUCCGGGGCUGGUGUACGACGCCGGGGAGGAGGACUACGUGAGGUUCCUGCAGUGCGCGUUGAACUACAGCAGCGAGGAGCUGGUGAAGUUCUCGGCGGCGGCGGCGGUGGGGCCGGAGAGGUGCGGGUCCCAGGCCGGGGAUCUGAACUACCCGUCGUUCGCGGUGGUGUUCGGGAGCGGAGCGGGAGGGGCGGUGCGCGCGGCGACGCGGACGGUGACGAAGGUGUCGGAGGGGGCGGAGAGCUACGCGGUGCGGAUUGUGAACCCGCGGCCCGAUAAGGUGGCGGUGGCGGUGGAGCCGCAGAGGUUGGAGUUCGCGGGAGGGGAAUGGGAGGAGCGGAGCUACAGUGUGGAGUUCGGGAGCAGGUUGGUGGAUCCGGAUCCGGAGGAGAGGAAGAGGAGGGAGUUUGGGUACAUCAUAUGGGAGAACGAGGUGCACCAGGUCACGAGUCCCGUUGUGUUUAUGUGGGAAUGAUGGAUGGAUGAGCUAUUCACAUUUACAUUUACAUUUUCAUUGGAAAUGGAUAAAAGAUUUAUUAGUUGUUGUUUGGGGUUUGGUACUUGAAUUUUGGUGGGGCUUAGUUGUACCUACCCGGAUCUUCGCGCAUCUCGUUAAUGAAGAAUGAAUAUUAAU
Molecule: messenger RNA, 2597 nt
Organism: Ananas comosus (pineapple)
Lineage: Eukaryota; Viridiplantae; Streptophyta; Magnoliopsida; Poales; Bromeliaceae
Product: subtilisin-like protease SBT1.8
Exons: 2
Coding region: 15-2438 (807 amino acids)
Biological process (GO): proteolysis
Molecular function (GO): serine-type endopeptidase activity
Source: RefSeq, a predicted model, not a curated record